Messenger RNA from Salvia hispanica, 747 nucleotides. The record is from RefSeq and is a predicted model, not a curated record. NCBI's taxonomy places the organism in Eukaryota, Viridiplantae, Streptophyta, Magnoliopsida, Lamiales, Lamiaceae.
AUGGAGUCUGGAAUAAUCUUUUCUAUAAUUGCCUUGGCAUCUGGAUCCUUUUAUCAGGGCAUACUUUGUUUUUCCACUUCUGUGCCCAGUGAUCCUGAUACACAUGAAGAUUUCAGACCCACGACUAAAGUCGAGACUUCUGAAAUCUCCUUGAAGGUCAUUGUUGAGCAGGAUAUUAAAGAAAACCCAGUGAUGAUAUACAUGAAAGGUGUGCCAGAAGCUCCUCGAUGUGGAUUCAGUGCACUAGCAGUGAGGGUCUUGAGAGAAUAUAAUGUUCCUAUUGCUUCAAGAAAUAUAUUAGAAGACCUUGAGAUAAAGAAUGCUGUGAAAUCCUUCAGCCACUGGCCGACAUUCCCACAAAUAUACAUCAAUGGGGAUUUUGUUGGGGGAUCUGAUAUCAUUCUUAGCAUGCACGAGACUGGUGAACUGAAGGAGAUCCUGAAAGCCGAUGCAGAAAAACAGCAACAAAACAGAUUUAUACGCAGUUGCUGGAUGAAUAGGAUGAUCCUCUAAAUAAUGAAACUAUGGCAUUGUCGAAUAGUUAAAUCAGAUUUAUAUCGGAAAAUGAUUUGUAACAAAAAUAAAAGGUGCAGAGUCAUUCAUGGUAUGGUAACAACUAACGAUGUUUUGUCAAGGUAGGACAGUAAAUUAAUGUUUUAUUUAGAACUUAGUAUUUGUCUAUGUAUAAGAAUCAAUAAAAUAUACUUGUACAAAGUAUGUUUCAAAUGUUCAUCUUGAGCGUCAGCA